Molecule: messenger RNA, 7748 nt
Organism: Brassica rapa (field mustard)
Lineage: Eukaryota; Viridiplantae; Streptophyta; Magnoliopsida; Brassicales; Brassicaceae
Product: ethylene-responsive transcription factor ERF035
Biological process (GO): regulation of DNA-templated transcription
Molecular function (GO): DNA binding; DNA-binding transcription factor activity
Source: RefSeq, a predicted model, not a curated record
GAUGCAACUCCAAGCCAACGUUCAUAGUUAUGAAGGUGACGCGCAUGCAGGAUGGUCGGUUCAUAUAUAAGACGAGAGACAUUUAAACGAAUGACAUCCAAUAGUUAUUAGAUUUUAUACUCAAUUGUUAUUAAAUAAAUACACAUAAUUUCUAUGUAAUUUUCACAUGGGGGUAAGUUAUUCUCGCUGAAUAUGGAGGACAGUUGAUUGACAAUCCGGACCUACUAUAUAACAAAAUAAUAAUACAGAUUUUGUUCUUUAUAUAUUAAUGUCAUGUUUUUUAAAAUAUGAAAAGGACGAAACAGAAAAACAAAACAACUUGGAAGAAUAUUUAAUAGCAGACCACUUCAACUUUUUUUUUUUGGUAAAAUCAGACCACUUCAACUUGUAACCUUAUACCUUUAAUUCUCUCUCUCUCUCUAAAAUGGAAAAACAAAUCAACGUAGAGAGUAGUGCUACUCACCAUCAGGAAGACAAUAAUGCUUCCACAAUAACAACCUCCACCGUCGCCGCCGUCACUUCGUCGGAAUCUUGGUCUUCUAAAAGAUAUUUAGUGCAAGACACUGAAGCUGGUCGAAAACGGCGGAAGAGCAACGGUGGCAAUGGUAAUAAGAAUCCGACUUAUAGAGGAGUAAGGAAGAGGAGCUGGGGAAAAUGGGUGUCGGAGAUUAGAGAACCAAAGAAGAAAUCGAGAAUCUGGCUUGGGACUUAUCCAACGGCUGAGAUGGCAGCUCGAGCUCAUGACGUUGCGGCUUUAGCUAUUAAAGGCAACUCCGGUUGUCUCAACUUCCCGGAACUGUCCACUUUGCUUCCUCGUCCGGUUAGCUGCUCUCCCAAAGAUAUACAAGCCGCAGCUGCCAAAGCCGCAGAAGUCAUGUGGCAAGAACCGGUUAUAGAUGAGAAAUUAGCCAAUGAGCGAAGUUAUUCCGAGUUGUCUACAGCUCAGUCUUCGACUUCCAGCAGUUUUGUGUUUUCUUCAGACACGUUAGAUACUUUGAGUACGGACAAGGAAAGCAACGAAGAGACCAUGUUUGAUUUGCCGGAUCUUUUCACGGAAGGGUUUAUGAACCACAAUGACUCGUUUCGCUACUACGAAAGCACGACUACCUGGCAGCUUUACGGAGAGGAUGUAGGGUUCGCUUGGCUAGAUGACUAAAGUGCCCUGCCGUUGUUUACGUACGUAUAGUUCCAUGCAUGCAUUAUGGUUUUAACUGAGUUUUAAUAUAUUUUUGUUAAUUUCUACGUUUGAGUAUAUGUUGUUCAUUACUUUUGUGUGAAAUAUGAGCUCCUUUUGAAUAAUUGUAUGUGUUUCAAAAAUGAAGUAAUGUAAGUGAAUCUAAUAAGUGGCUGUGGCAAAACGUAUUUUUAUUUUUUUGGUAAACAAAAGAACGUAUUUUUAGAGUAAAAUACAAAGAAAAUAAGAAGGCAACGUCUGUUGAAAGUGACACUCUCUCGAGGCUAACUUUAUAAAGUCGUUUCUACUAUUCUCUUUCACCCUAGAUUUAGAGAAUCUUAACGAAUGGAGACGAACUUUGACUUCAAGAGCCAAAGCAUCCCCUUACGACACAUGUAUUAAUCUAUAUUUUGCUGUCUACAACGUAAUUAAUUUAAUAGUAUAUGUUAAGGUACCUUUAAAUACAUAAUUAAUCUGAAUAAAAAUGAAUAUUUUAUCAUUAAGAAUCCUAAAUGGACACCUUUAAAUACAUAAUUAAUCUGAAUAAAAAUGAAUAUUUUAUCAUUAAGAAUCCUAAAUGGGUAUCCUAAUAUAAAUGACCGUUCUCUUAUCGACAUUUAUAGUAGUUUAGUGGUAAUCAUUUGAAAAUUAGCAUAUUCGGUCCCUGGCAAUAGGCUAGCGCUGCCGUGACAUAGGAUCAGUACCGGUCCUGAAUAUAUGAACACAGAACACAUGAAGCAAAUUGGAAGUGUUAAAAAAAAAGAAGCAAAUUGGAAAUUAAGACCUGUUUAUUAAAGGUAAUUUAAGAAGAAAAGAAAAUCUUUUAAUGCAAAUAGAGAAAGGAGGAAUCCAACGGUUUAGAGCAUGUUAUAUGGUGUAUACCCACAAUAGAGUCUUUUAGAUAAUUUUUAUUAAUAAAAUAAUUAUAUAAUGAAAAUUUAUUUUAAUAAAAUAAAAUAAAUCAUUCAUAAAAAGAUACGUAGAGAAAAAUAAAAGACUAAACUAAGAGAAGUCUCUUACAUCUCUUAAAUAAAAAACAUAUCUUAUUUUUCUCUUAUAUUUUUAAAUACAUUUUUAUAUUUUAAUAGUAAGAGACAUAAGUAAGAAACUUGCAUUAAACAUGUUUUUAUCUGGCUAUCACAAAACUAUUCAGACCACUCGAAUUUUCGAAGAUUUAAUGGCCGGUUACGUACUUAAAUAAAAUAGGGUUGAAAUCCUAAGUUUCUAAUGCUUCCUCACGGUGUCGGUACAUCACGAAAAUUAAUAAUACAGUAUAACCUUUUUAAAUUAAUACUCUAUAAAUUAAUAUACAUUAAAAAUUUCUAUAAUAUAAUAUAAUUUUAUAGUCUCAAAUUAAAUUUUUGGUUCAAUUAGUAUAUCAAUAAAUUAGUAUUUAUAUAAAUUAAUAAUAAAAUUAUAGUUUUGGUGUAGUCCCAACAUUAUUAAUUUAUAGAAGUUUCAUUGUACAUGGUGGCAAGCUAUAAGAGUUAUAAAGGGAAACAUAAUAGAAGUUUUAAUUUAAUUUAUAGGUAUAUUUUAUUAACUAUGCUUAUAUUUAAAAUAUUUUAAUAGUUUUGAAUAAGAUUGUCUUUAAAAUGGAUUUUUAAAUUUCAAAAACCAAAAUCUUGUUUUUAUUAACUUAUAUAUAUACCGGUGUUAACUAUGAUCAUACUGUAACGAAAAUUGAUUAUUUAAGUUGAUGGUAAUCUAGUGAAAAUUUGGUUGUGAUUAAUUAUGUUGCCGAUGUAGCUUUUUCUUUGAUUAAAAUAUAUAUUGUUGAUUUUUUUAUCUAUUAAGAUUAUUAACAUUUUCAAAUUUAAAAUUAAUUGGUAAGAUGUAGUUGCACCCAUUCGGUCCGGUUCUCCUAACCCAGCAUGGUUCUUUUUCAAACGCUUAUAAACCCUAUUGUAUAAACUCUAUUUCAAGUAAUGACAGCGAGCUUAACGCAGGUACCAUACAUGCCAUAUUUUUUGUGCGUCGUUGAUGAGACGAUGAUUGCGAAAUUGAAAGUGAAGGACUGAAGGAGACAAGCUUUUAUUUAAAUUAUAACUUUGUUAUAUCAAGAGUGGGAUUGGGGAAUAUCACAUGUUUUAUUUAAAUUGUUCAUUUUUUAUUUGUCCAUUUUUUUUUAAAUUGCGUAAAAGGUGAAAGGAUAUAUGCUACAUCAAUGGGAAUGCUUUUGCCCAACAUCUUACUUUCUCCACUGUUAGAGGCAUAACACGACUGUUAUGGAUUCCCAAACACAUUCAUUGGAUCCAGUAAGAAUAGUUAUAAUGAUGACAAUUUAUUUUUGUGUAAACACGUAAAACUCUUAACAUAUAUUUUUUCUAAAUAGAAUGAUGGUUUUGUUACAAUGUAACGAACCUGAAUUUGCUUAACCGCAAAAAAAGUUUUAAAAAGACACUUAAGAAACUAAAAAUUAAGUCCAAGGCAAACCAGUAAAGGUGAGUAAUGAAAAUAAUAUGAACUAGAACUAGUGAGUCAGUGACAACUGAUUAUAUCCCUAACACACCGCUUCUCGAUCCCGGAAAAGACCAAGAGAAUAGCAAAGACAUCAGUUCAACAGAAACAAUUCGCAUUAUCAAAUUCUUAUCUAUAAAAAUCGCCAAACUUUAUAUCUCAUUUCAAAUAUUUAACAAAGCCCUUUGGCUUAACACGAUAUAUAUAAUCUAAGAAAGCAAGAGAGACAAAAAAAAACUUUAGAAACCAGAUGAUAAUGUAAUCAAACAAAUAUGAAUCCAAUUGAUUACCAACAAAAAUAUGAAUCAAAUUUGAUUGAAAAUUUCGUCGAUAUAUUAAAUCGUUUCGUAACCGAAUUUGUCUCCGGAACAAGAAUUUCUUUUUGUUGUUGAAAACAAGUGAGUCUUAAAAAAACAUGAGAUUCUUAAAUAAUAUAAAUCUAUUUUAUAGGCACUAUUAUUUUGGUAGACUUGAUGCGUUGUUGAGGCCACUCUAAUUAAGAAACAUAUAAAGAUAGUGGAUGUGGUAGUGAGCUCACUAUCACAUUAUUUCUACAUGCAUACUAAAUUUGUCGUGUAACUGACGUAUCAUUAUUCCAUUAUCUCAUGAUGUUGAGGAUUGAAUUGAAUGUAUGCAGGACACUCCAUUAAAACUAAAAAAAGAAAGUCGGGAGAUAUGUCUCUCUGUUUUUCUUCUUCUUUGGUUUUAGCGGUGACAUAAGUAUCUAUUUCAUAGCAAACAAUCUUUAAAUUGUACGUUGCUAUCAAAGUAGUUAAUAACUUAAUAUACAUCCGUCUCCAACCAUGAGGAUUUUUUCGAUAAUGGGUUCCACAGCCGUGAGUAAUAUACCACACUAACCUAACCUUUUUUGUAUUUUUAUCAUUUUUUGGUGAAAGAUUCUAGUUACUGUGGAUAGAUUACAAAAGCUAUAUCUGGAAAGUUACUCUUAUUAGCGCUUCUUUGUUUUUAUUCUUUUUUGCCUUGGAAGCGUUGUCUGUAAUGCAACUUUUGUAAACUCAUCUUUUCAUUUUAAUGAUAUUAACAUUUUAGCAAACAAAUUUUUUUACAAAAGCUAUACCUGCUUCCACACGAAUCACUUGACUUUGGAGUUUGGACGAUACCAUACAUAAUACAUUAAAAUUUUAAAAUUGUUAAAAAUGGAAAUUUUACAAACUACAAGGAGCUGAAGCCGUCUUUUGGCAUCUGGCGUUACCCACAGAAACUAGUCCAAGUAUUUCUUUUUUAAAACACAUUAAAUAAACCAUAUUUUAUAUUAAGACCAUUUCUAACACAUCUCUAUUUUUAUCUCUCUUUUUUUUUCUUAAAUAGAAAUUUCUAUUAUAGAGAUAUUUGCUCUAAUGUUACCUUUAUAAUAAAAUUCUUCUAUUUUUAGAGAAAAUAUAGAGAUUUGCUAUUUUAUCUCUGAAUAUAAAGAUAAAAAGUAAAAUUUUCUAUAUUUUCUUUCAAAAUAAAAGAAUUUUAUCAUAAAGUUAUUCCUUGGAGUGAAUCCACCUCAGUAAUAGAAAUAUUUAUUUUAGAAGAAAAUAUAAAGAUAUACAUAUAUAUAUACACGCUAUACAGCUAUUUUGGGAAUAAAGUGUGCUGACAAAAUGAAAAAAACAAGCGGCAAGAAAAAAAAAUGAAAGCAACAACAGACGAAGAAAAUGAUGAAAGAUUCAUAUUGUUCACUUAACUAAACUUUUUCAUUACAUAUCAAUCAAUAUAAAUGAAAAAGAAAAAACGAGGGCAUGCGGAAAAAAUGAAGUUGCCUACAAAAUUACUGAAAUCCAUAAAUAAACUGAUUGAAAAUAAUGGGUUUUCAAAAUUAAUUCCAUUUUUAACAGUGAAUUUUUUUUUAUUGCUAAAUAAGCUUUUAAAAUUAAUUAGUUCCAUUAUAUAAUAGAAUAUAAUUCCAAACAUUUUUGAUAUUAUAAGUUGUCUCCUAGCUACCCCAGCACGUGGUUUGUGUGUACGUCAGGCAAACGUAGACAUAGCUAAUAUCAGAUUUUGACUUAACUCUGGUUCCGAGUUCUGACGAGUGCUACUAGAUCUAUGCCAACACCAGUCUCCUUUGUAAUGAGAAGUAAAAUUAAGCAAAUGAAGACGACAAUUACCUUUUUCUCUUUUUCUUUUUUUUUUUUGACCAAAAUGUGAAUUCAUAUUAAUAUGAGUGUUUGUAUAGUAAUGUUACAAAGGGUGAGUUUGGUGUAUAACAAUAGUAGAGAAAAAAAUGAAUAAUAUAGCAAUUUCUUGAGAAAUGUGUCAAUUUAUCACAUAAUUAGACAUUUUAAUCUUUCACAAAGCGCGAAAGUGUAUAUAUCACCACUACAACCAACUACUAUUCUAUUUAUGUCGUUGAUAUAAAAUAAAGUAUUUCAAACAUAAAAGUAAUAAUAGAGAAUAAUAUGAUUCUUUUAGUAUUAUAGUUCAAUGUAGUUUAAGCAGUAGACAAUAUGAAAACCAUAUUUAUUCAUAGGACAAAAAUUUAGUGUGAAAUAUAUUAUGUGAGAGCUGAUAUAUUACAAAUAAUAAAAAUAUAUUAUUCUAUAUUUGAUGACUAUGUCGUAUAACAUAUGAAUGUAUAUAUGAAAAAAAAGCUGAAGAGUAAAGGGAGAGGAAGAAAAGCGAAGAUAGGGAUGAUGGAUGGAAAAAAAGCGGAAGAGGAGUUUACAAAGGAAACUGGAAAGAGAGAGAGAGAAAGAGGUACGGGAUGGAGGAUGUUGAAUAAAUAGAACAGUAUAAAGAAGAAAAUGGUGGUGAUGAUGAGGAGAGAGAGCUGAGGAGAGGAAGAAUAGGAGAGAGAGAAAAUGUAUAAUACGAAUUCUAUUUUAUGUUUUGUAGAUAGAAUAGAAUACAACAAUAUAGUAUUUGAACAUUACAUACUAGAAAGAGAGAGAGUAAGGAGAGAGGGAGUGAAAGAGGGAUGGAGAUAGAGAUGGAGAAGGUAAAGAGGGAGAUGGAGAUUGGGGAGAGAGAUAGAGGGAGAGAUGGAGGAAAGAUUAAUUUUAUCAUUAAUAUUCUAUUUUACCUUUUCGAAAUAGAAUAUAACAAAAUCUUAUUAUAGUUGUACAUAUUCAAUUUUAUAAAUAUGUGUUAGUUUUGCGAAAUUCAAAACAUGUCAUAUACGAAAAAUAUCUAUGUUUUUAUAAGUAUAUAAGAAAUUCAAAUUAAUAAUUUUUCAAACUUAUAAAAUUAAUUAGAAAAGAGAAGUGAAAGUGAAAAAAGGUAAUAUGACAAUUAAUAUAUAAAUAUCAUAGCCUACUUCUUUUUAUAGUUAUAAACUUAGUUUUCAUUCUACUAUGGACAUGAUCCCGAAUUUCUCAUGUUCCAAAAGGGUUAGUGCUUAGUAGACCAGCCUUGACAAAUAAGUGAAACAAAGUGAGCCUACACAUGAUUUUGUUAAAGUUUUUAACCAAUUACUCAAACCUUAGCCAAGGCUGCAUGGCCGUUGAUCGUUUGUCUGUCCUGUGACCGAGGAUGGCAUCUCUGUUGAAGCGAUCAAUUUGCUUGCAGAUUGUCGCUGAUGUUGAGGAUAUACUGGUGUGGAGUCUAUUGUUCCGCUCCUGCCAGAUGCUGUAGAUAACGGGUUUUCAAAAGCAAUGAGUUUGAGGGUUAUAGAAGACGCCUUUUUAUCUUUAUAGUAAAGCAAUGGUUAAUAGUUUUAGUGACUGAAGCUUAUAAAAAGGGUCUCUACACUAAGAUGACACAAUGAUACAGCCAAAGCUCGCACUCUUCAUGGCCCCUUCAAAGUAGACUUCUCACACAACUUGAAUACACGAUGCAAAAGCUGUUGGUUUUGUGUUAGAAUAUCUUCGUAGACGCGCCCGAUUUUCUGACAGAAUAUAACUUUUUUUUUAAAGAUUGAAAGGUUUUAGCAACCAUUAGUGGAAAUAGAAGUCAAUGUAUCAAAAGAAGUUAAUGAAUUUCUUAAAAAAAUCAAGUCAUUUCAACUCACAAAGUAUCACACGAUGAAACAACUUUUUAGUUGAUUAACCAUUCAUAAAAAACUACUUUUGCAACUAUUUUUGUUGUUGUUGCAAUUUUACCACAAAAAAAUAAACUAUUUUUGCUAGUUGAAAACUGAACAAACGGAUUAACAUAUAUUUUGAAAAGA